AUGGCGCUGUCAAAGAAAAAUCCGCCCCUCCUCCCUCCGCGCAAAAUACUAGUCGUUGUUACAGCUGGUGGUUCAACAAACUCAGCUCCCAUGUUCGAAGUUUGCAAAUAUCUCCAUGAACGAGGACACACCAUCGAGUUCGCCACUUUUGCUGGCCGUGAGGGCUAUGCCAACCCUUAUCCGUUUGUCUCCGCCGUUCAUGUAGUAGGACGUGCCAUCACACCAGAGGAAGAAGACAGACUCUACAUCCUCUUUAGCGAGUGGAGCUGGAGUGGCAAUGGCCUUCGAAAUUGGAUCGAGGGCAAGAAGUUCUUCGACGCCUUCUGGUCCGAGACCUACGAAAACCUAAAGCGUGUCGUCGAGACCACACGGCCAGACUUCCUCUUUGCGGAUUUCCAUGUCGACGCAGCUCGGGACAUGCAGAGAGAGUACAAUCUCCCUCUAGCCACGAUGUGGCCCCAGUGGCCGUACUUUAUGUGCCCUGUGCCCUACAUCCCUGGCCGCGUAGGUCUUGAGCCCCGGGUUCAGACCAGCGAGCAUGCGAGCAUGUGGGACCGCUUCAACCAAGACAUAUACUUGCUGAAGCACCCAAUUGCCUUCGCCGAUCUCUUCCUGACGACAAAGAGAAUGCGCGCAAAGAAGGGGCUGGGUAUUCUUCCUAUGUUACCUAAGCCGGAUCACUUGGUGUUGGUGAACUCCUUCGUUGGCCUUGAGACGCCUAAAGAGACGCCACCUUUGCUACAUGCCAUCGGACCAAUUUUGUCAGAUGAAUACGCUCCGUUGGAUGCAGAGCUUUCCGAGUUCUACCAGACUCACGACAGGACCAUGUUCGUCGCAUUCGGCACGCAUGUAAUUCUCUCUCGCGAAAGAUUGCAAAGCUUAAAAGCAGGCAUCAUCUCUACUCUGCAUGCAGGCCACGUAAAUGGUGUUUUGUGGGCCAUACGUGGCGCCAGCAAGGCUGCCUUUUCAGCUCUGACCGACAGUAUAAUUCACACCAUGUCAGAUGGCAGCCGAAUCACUCUCGGUAGCACUGAGCUCCUCGAGAACAAGCAUCCGCAUCUCAAGUUUGUCGACUUUGCCCCUCAACGAGCAGUACUUGCGCACCCCUCUACUCGGCUCUUCUUCAGCCAUGUUGGACCCUCGUCAGCGAACGAGAGUCUUUGGCACGGCGUUCCCAUGCUCAGCAUGGGGAUUUAUGGAGAUCAGCUGCCCCGAGUUCUUGCUCUUGACUCAGCUGGGGUAGCUUUAUCCGUGAAGAAGGAGACUUUCACUCCGGCGGAGAUUCAAGAGAAGGUUGGAAAACUCAUGCGUGAUGAAGAAGGUCACUUUCAACGUGAUGCGCUCCGAAUGCAACGCAUUGCGAAUCUAGCGAGUCGCCGAAAGGUGCUCGCGGCGGAUCUCAUUGAGGAGUUUAUGUACGAUCACGAACUAAGAUUCGAGAUCUGUCGCGAUGAUGAGAUUGCCAAAAAGGAGAAUGGAGCAAGUGGUGUAUUGGACGAUCGUGGAAGGGAGCUGCGACCCAUGCAUCUUCAAACUGCGGAUAUGAGGAUGAGUGCCCUUCGCGCAAGCAACCUAGAUCUAUGGCUGGUUGGAGCGGCAAUAAUUGGUGUAUUCACGACAGGCAUUGUCACCGUUGGGCCACAAGCGGUCUCAAGCCUCCAUGAUUUGGCGUGUGGUCUUCUGGGGAAAUUCUUGUAG
This is a messenger RNA of Colletotrichum chrysophilum, 1698 nucleotides long. RefSeq lists its product as uncharacterized. The transcript is spliced from 2 exons. Lineage: Eukaryota; Fungi; Ascomycota; Sordariomycetes; Glomerellales; Glomerellaceae. The record is from RefSeq and is a predicted model, not a curated record. Bases 1 to 1698 code for a protein of 565 amino acids. Gene Ontology annotation, molecular function: UDP-glycosyltransferase activity.